UCGGAACUUCUGUCGGAUCUUAAUUCGCUUACUUUAGAUAUCGUGUUACUCACGCCUCACUCCCCCUCCGGAGACCACCCACAAUUGGCAUUUGGUGAGUAAGCUCGCGGUGGACACCAAACACACAUACCGCGUUGUACUGCAGCGUGCCGAAGGCGAAAAGAAUAGUGCAGGUUGUGCGAUAACGAAAAGCAGCGGAAGUGAACUCGCGGGAUCUGCGGGUGCGGGGUUUUAAAAGUGCUAGAAAAGUUUAGCAAACAGCGGUGUGACAGCGGGAUACCUGUCAUCAGCACACAGCGCAAAAGGUUUGAAAUUACGAAAGCACCUCGGGAAAAUAAAACGAGAAUGUUGGGCAAGACGAUCCUCUCCGUAGCUGUCAUAUUUGUGGCAAUUUGGACCACUGCAAAGGCACAGGCACCGAGUGCUGCCGAUGGUGGAGCGGGACAAACGUUGGAGGAACAGGCAGCACAACAUAAGGCGACGGUAUUGUUGGUGCUUGCAAACCGAUCCACCAGUCUGCCGGCGGAAAGUGCACCGGCAGUCGCAGUCGUACUGGAGGAGGCUAACCAGCAGCUAGACGCGUGUGCUGCCAGUUUGGAGACGCACCAGCAGAUCUGGCAGUACAAAAUGUGUGGAUCAGCUGUACUGCAGCAGGGACUGGCAGCACUGUCUGCGCUGCAGGCUACCAAUGGAGCGGCCCCGAGUGGGACCUUUUAACGUCCUUUCAGGUUAUUGCAGUGCUACGAGCUAAGGUGUUGGGGUUAUGGGAUGAAAAUAAAGGUGUUUUGAAGACUC
Anopheles moucheti is the source of this 795-nucleotide messenger RNA. RefSeq lists its product as uncharacterized. The transcript has 2 exons. The coding region runs from base 346 to 717 and encodes 123 amino acids. The record is from RefSeq and is a predicted model, not a curated record. Lineage: Eukaryota; Metazoa; Arthropoda; Insecta; Diptera; Culicidae.